Megalobrama amblycephala (Wuchang bream) is the source of this 2335-nucleotide messenger RNA. It is a transcript of the gene scp2a, whose product is annotated as sterol carrier protein 2a. The coding region runs from base 104 to 1720 and encodes 538 amino acids. NCBI's taxonomy places the organism in Eukaryota, Metazoa, Chordata, Actinopteri, Cypriniformes, Xenocyprididae. Gene Ontology annotation, molecular function: acyltransferase activity, transferring groups other than amino-acyl groups. The transcript is spliced from 16 exons. The record is from RefSeq and is a predicted model, not a curated record.
CAUUGGCUGUACGGCACCCAGUGGUUGGUGUGUUUAUAAUCAGCUGCUGUUAGUUGCAUGCUGUAGUAAAGUCCAGUUGAGCUCUCACAACACAAACCUGAAGAUGGCUGCAGCAAGAAACAGGGUUUUUGUUAUCGGGGUGGGAAUGACAAAGUUUGAAAAGCCUGGUGCGAGAGACAUCGAUUACCCAGACAUGGCCAAAGAAGCAGGCGAGAGAGCUCUGACUGAUGCUGGAAUCAAGUACACUGACGUCCAGCAAGCAUGUGUAGGCUACGUGUAUGGUGACUCGACAUGUGGCCAAAGGGCUAUCUAUCACAGUCUGGGUCUGUCAGGGAUCCCAAUAAUUAAUGUCAACAAUAACUGCUCUACCGGCUCCACAGCUCUGUUUAUGGCCCGUCAGCUCGUUCAGGGAGGUUUGGCUGAUUGUGUUCUUUCCUUGGGCUUUGAGAAGAUGGAACGAGGUUCACUGUCCUCAAAGUACGUGGACAGAACCAACCCUAUGGACAAGCACAUGGAGGUGAUGAUCAACCGUUAUGGGAUGGCGGCAGCACCAGCUGCACCUCAGAUGUUCGGCAACGCUGGUAGAGAACACAUGGAGAAGUACGGCACAAAACCGGAGCAUUUUGCCAAAAUUGCUUGGAAGAACCACAAGCAUUCCACCAAUAAUCCAUACUCUCAGUUUCGGGAUGAAUAUAGUCUGGAGCAGGUCAUUAACUCCAGGAAGGUCUUUGAGUUUCUCACACUCUUGCAGUGUUGCCCGACAUCAGAUGGCGCAGGAGCUGCAGUGCUGGCCAGUGAGAAGUUUGUGAGGAGGAACGGAUUGGAGAAAAAGGCUGUAGAGAUCAUUGCUCAGGAAAUGGUCACAGACCUCAGCACUACCUUUGAGGAAAACAGCUGUAUGAAAAUGGUUGGCUAUGAUAUGACCCACCUUGCAGCUAAGAAGUGCUUUGAGACUGCUGGUCUGAAGGCGUCAGAUGUUAACGUCAUCGAGCUGCAUGACUGCUUUUCUGCCAAUGAGCUCAUCACCUAUGAAGCUCUGGGACUGUGUCCAGAGGGUAAAGCUGGUGAGCUGAUUGAUCGGGGUGAUAAUACAUAUGGUGGCAAAUGGGUGAUAAACCCCAGUGGAGGACUCAUCUCAAAAGGACACCCACUUGGAGCUACAGGUCUGGCUCAGUGUGCAGAGCUGUGCUGGCAGCUGAGGGGGGAGGCGGGGCCUCGGCAGGUCCCCGGGGCAAAGGUCGCCCUGCAGCACAACAUUGGUCUUGGUGGAGCGGUGGUGGUCACUCUCUACAGGAUGGGUUUCCCUCAAGAAACAAGCUCUAGGAUCGCUGCAGUGCCCACCAGCGCAUCCACUGACUUCCAAGGCUUCAAAGUUCACACUGUCUUUAAGGAGAUCGAGAAGAAGCUACAGGAGGAGGGCGAGGCAUUUGUAAAGAAAAUUGGAGGUGUUUUCGCCUUCAAAGUGAAGGAUGGUCCAGGUGGAAAUGAAGCAUUAUGGGUUGUGGAUGUAAAAAAUGGCAAAGGCUCGGUGACCAAUGAUGAAGGUAAGAAGGCCGACUGCACCAUCUCUAUGGCCGACUCGGAUCUGCUUGAAUUAAUGAUGGGGCAAAUGAAUCCACAAACGGCAUUUUUCCAAGGAAAACUAAAGAUAACUGGAAAUAUGGGAAUGGCCAUGAAACUUCAAAACCUUCAGCUGACAACUGGAAAAGCCAAACUGUGAAAUCACAUCUCUUGACGAACAGGAAAAUGGGACAAAUCCAUCCAAAUGUGUUGUGUGGAGAGAUGGUAGAAUAGUUAAUCAGUUUCUAAAGAUAAUGUUUGAAUGAAGAAAUACUGAUAAUAUUGCUGUUGUAGAUCAUAAUAAUAUUAACCUUUGGCAACCACAAGAGUGUUAAAAGUACAAAUCAAGUAAAACUAACAAGAGCUGUCAUUUUUCCUCAGGAAAGAUAUCACAAAAAGUCACAGUAAACUGACCUCAAAUCAGCAUUGUUUAGUUGCGAUUAGUUAAUCACAACUUGAAUCUUGCAGAUGAACGCUGAGACCUCUUUUUUUCCUGAAUUUUAUAGCGUCACUGGCUUUAUAAUGUGCAUAUAGACUAAUAUCAGUUAUUGGAAUUCUACAAAGACUUACUUGGGACCUUCAUAUCUACUUUGUAGUGUCAACUAAAUACAAUUAAAAUACAAGUAGAGAGAAACAGACCUUGAUACUGAAAUUCUCAUUGAAUCUUCAAAGGGGUGUUGGGUAUAUUAUCAUUUUUAAAGCAUUUUGUAUAAUUGUAUAUUAAUCAAGUUUGUAAAAAGACACAUUUCUAAUAAAUAUUCAAUUUACUUCAAAA